Zootermopsis nevadensis is the source of this 4752-nucleotide messenger RNA. RefSeq names its product focadhesin. The record is from RefSeq and is a predicted model, not a curated record. Gene Ontology annotation, biological process: regulation of post-transcriptional gene silencing. NCBI's taxonomy places the organism in Eukaryota, Metazoa, Arthropoda, Insecta, Blattodea, Termopsidae.
GUAUUUACGUUCAUCAUCAUGGCGAUGUUGGCAGCAAUUAUCAGUGAACGUUCUUCAGUUUCAACGAGACUGUACUAUGCGGCUCUAAGCCACUAUCCUAGAAAACAGACUUCGUCUUUCUAACCACUAAGGGAACUAGAAAUCUUACCUAGAUUGUCCGAUUUCUGUAACUAAAUGUAUUGUUUUUAAAUUAUGACUAUUCGAUAGUUUGAUUCGAUGGAACUGUUAGAUUGCGCCCAUCACUGGUAACCAAUAUUGAUACAAAAAUUUACUCCGGAUAUUUAUGAAAAUUUGAUGAAGAAUGGAUGAAAUUGAAUAUAAACUGCAGAAGAAGAAUGCCAUUUUAGUGGUGAAUGCAGUUUCCAAACUUGUUGAUACUAUAAAAAUGAAAGGUGCUCCACAUUCUGGAAAAAUUGAAGAGCUGCCAGAACUGAUAUUACUAAAGGAGAAAUGUGAAGAUGCUGAUCCCAUUAUAAGUAUUACAGCUUGCCAGGGAGUUGUAACUCUUGUUGAAGUUGGUGAACUUGGAGUAAUACCAACUUUAUCCAGCUUCAUAGCAACAUUGCCCACAGUCAGAAAUUACACUGGAGUAAUAUCUUCUAUUGGAGCUUUGUUGAUUCUUGAUCUUAAAGCAAGACUCUCUGAAAAUAAAUCAUACCGGUGUCCAUUCAGCCUUCGAUCCCCACAACAUCCUUUGAUUACUGUACUGAAGCAGAAUAAAGAUUCUUGGUUCGAUGUAUUCAGUGUAAUGCAGUUUAUCUGCAGUCAUAACGAGGACAUUGUUGUUCAGAACAGUUUGGAAUUACUGCAUCCUGUAUUCUUGUACGUACUGUGUAAUCCAUCCCUGCCACCGAAUCUGUCUAUGGCCUGCAAACAACAGAUAUGGAUGCUACUACUUAAAACCACAUUUUCAUAUGAAACAAAGGAUAUCCUGUUUGAAGUUUUAUCUUGGCUUCCGGUUGAGUCUGAGGCAGAGACACUUAGAACAAGCCAUAUGUUUCUGAUGCUGGUAGAACUGGCGUUGCAGAAUGAAGACACACCUUUGUGUUCUAUACUGGCUCCAUUCAUAACUGCACUGACCCAUCGGCUGAUAUGCCAUGGUCAUGACCCUCGAUCUUGCCUGUCAGCUCUUACUCGCCUUCUGGUCAUAAGCCCUGAGACAAGUAGCUGCAUUCUCAUGCUUCUCUCCAAAACUGUUGGUUUAUGUCCUGUAAUCUAUUUGAGGGAUCUGAUCGUCUUCUGUGUAACGAUUGUAGAAACGAAGAUGUCUAAUGCUAUAGCUAACAGGAUGUUUGUAUGUGGACUACUACAGUGGUUAAUGUAUCCUUCUUAUCUCACUGAAGAAGCACUGCAAACAACUACCAGUUUCCUUGCUCGGGUGAAUAGCAGUUCUUCGUGGUCAUCUUCCACAGGCCAGCUCUGUGCUAACAAACACUUCAACCUUUUACGGAAUACUGACGGUCUAGUUGGUUCUGUCAUAGAGAUGUGCAGAUUGGCUGAAACAUGGCAGAGCAAUCCAACAGUUAUUCAGGAUUGGAUGCAAAGAAUGAUAGAUGUACCCCAAGAUAUUAAUGAACACCUGCAAUUGUUUGUGUCGGCAUUAUUUAUUCACAACUUUGAUAAUAAUGAAGUAAGGCAAGGAAGUUUCAACUUGCUGCUGAAAAUGGUUGAAAAGAAUAACGAUUUUUCUGCCGUCGUCGUGAUCCUCAUCCUGUACAAACUAGCAGAAGAGAAAGAACCCCUUCUGCAGCUGGAAUUUUUAAGAGGACUAACCAAAAUGGCUGUUCAAAAGGAGAAUGUAAACCUGAUCCUACACACUCUUGAAUCACUGAAAGGCAAGCGAAGCAUGAAGACACUGCUUAUUGAUUUGUAUGUACGACUCUGGAAAGUAGAAUGCCGCUGUUAUCCUUAUCUGCAGAAACUACUCUUGGAAGAUCCAAUAUAUGGAAAAGACUGGAAGCUGGAUAUGGCUAGAGCCCUUGCCAUUAAAGAAAUCUGUGAAACCAGGCCUGAACAGUAUGGUCCAGAACUGGUUAAGCUGUUGUCUCAAAUUCUGAAUCAGUGUGGAAGUGAAACACAUGAGUCUGCUUGUGCACUUGCCCUUGAGGGAAUUAUAGCUCUGUGCAAUUCAGAGAUUAUCAAUGUUGCCACUACAUGGAGAGCCCUUGCACCAAAGUUAUCGAGAGAGAAAAGGCCAGUUGUCAUUAAAAGUUUGUGUAACUUCUUUGGCUGUGUUCUGAGCAUGCAGUGUUCAGGAAAAGAAUAUGACACGCUGGUUUCAGAGGUUGUCACUAAGCUGUGGAGUUAUGUAGUAACAAGUAAGGAUGUGGAAGUCAUUUCUGCUGCACUAAAUGUAUUGUCAAAGACUGACAUGGAAAAGAUGAGCCUGAAAACAUUACCUGCAUGUUAUCGCCAAGGUUUAAAACUUCCAACUUCCUAUGCUAAGACACCUGUAGAUGCUGCACGUAAACCUGAAGAUGUUCUUCCUUAUAUUCCAGGUGAAUGCUGGGUACAACUGCUGAAGAACACAAAGCCUGAUACUUUGAAUGCAGCUGGUGACAUGCUGGUUGGGUGGCUCAGUGUUGAAUUGACAUUGUAUCGGAUUGGAAUGUAUAGAACAGCUGCUGCACGUGGAGAACCAGCUAAUUACUCUUACCUUCAGCAUCGCAGCAUAUGUCGUGGCAUUACUGACUAUCUGCAGAGAUCAUCCCAGGGAACUUUAGACCCUUCCAAAAUUCCAGUGGUUAGGCAGUGUCUGAGAAUUCUAAGUCACAAUUAUCCAAGGACUCUUCCUCCGCUUAGCUGGACUUUCUUGCAAGAGUUUCUUCAAGAACCAGAACUUUGCCAUUAUAGCCUUACCAUUGCAACAAAACAGGCAUUAAUAUCUGAAUCAGCUAGAAGAAUAAUAGAGAAAUAUCUCAAUGGUUUUGACCCAAGUACAAAGAAUGAGGAAAUAAUAAGACACUUGUUUGACCAGCUUGAUGAUCUCUGUAAAGGCGUCCCUCCUAAUAGUUUAAGGCCUUUUAUUGAAAAGUCAUUGAAUCUGGCUAUUGAAGUCUCACAGGUUCAUGAAGGAGAUGAACAGAAAACCAUGCUGAAAGAGCUGCUGUCUCAGAUAAAGACAACUCUGAAGAAAGAUGAUAUCCAUGAUGCAAAUAGAACAGUGCUGUCAAUUCUAGUUGAGGAAUUGCUACAGAAGUUUGAUGCUAACAAUAAAUUCUUUGAUGCAUAUGUCGACUGUGUAACUGAGCUAACAUCAAAAUAUUUGGAACGUAUGAGCUCUCCAUCAUCAUGGUGGGAGGUAACUCCUGACAAACUAAGACAAUCUCUUGGAAUUCGCAGUGCUUUAGCACGUAAAGCUGAUUCUGAAGUUCCAUUGGUAUGGCUGAAUGAAUGUAUUGAUGCAACUUUAAACCUUGUGGCUGAACACACUAGUGUAUUGCAGUGCAUGGCAUCAGUGCUGAGUUGUGUUCGAGAGCAUGAAACAAAUUGUCGCUGGUUAAUGGAGCUCUUAGGACGGAUUCAGAAUGUAAUUAAUAAGAAAACAGAUUCAGAUAAUCAGCAGGCAAUAGUUUUUCUGUUUGAUGUGUUUUUGCUGACUGUGGUAAUACUGUCUGGACACGACUGUUUUGCACCAACACUUGACAGCAUAGCAUCAUCACGGGAAAGGAGAUUGCUGCUGUUCCCUCAGGCUCUUCUUACACUUCUUGCAAGGACACAGUGGAAAGCAGUUGCAUCACAGGUGAUGGAAUGGCUAUACCACAUGCAAAACCUCAGUGCUGUUUCACCACUGUACGCUGCUGCAUUUCGUCACGGUUUAAUGGCUCUACGGCAUGACAGAUAUUUCAAGACAUUAUCGGUGUGGAUGCGAUUCAUUUCCUGCAAUCCAAUAAAGUUCCAGUAACAGAAAUUAUGGAAGUUCACAUACUACUGCUAAAUAGAUACUGGCAAAGAAGAUGGCCUUAUAUCUUUUUCAUUCACACACAACACUUCAUCAUCUGCUACUUUCCUGUCUGAUCUGAGUUUGGCUUCCAAAAAGUUGCGGUACUUGUCUUGACCCCUUUUAAGAGGCGUGCGACUUGGGCUUGACUUCCGGCUGUUAGGAUACGACUUCAGCAGCUUUGCCCUGAAAUAUAACAUAGCAGUCAAAAUUGAUGUCCUGUAUUCUACAGUGCUGUAUUAAUCAUUUCCUUAUAUUGAACGCAUACUUACGCAUCCAACAGUUUCAAAAGCAAUUUCGAGUAAACCUGAUACUCCUCAUCCCCAAAUUCACCAGGAUCAUGCCGGGCAUGCUCAUACAGGUCACAAAACUGAUGAACAAGUUUCUGGCCCAGACCAUUAAGUGGUGCUGCUAGCGUUGUAAGUAGGUAUGCUCGUAGAUUUUCAGAAGGAUGGCGCAGUAAGCAACUGUCCUGCUUUGUGAUUUCUCGCUCUGAAAUUAAAUAUGUAUUUGAUAACCGCCAACAAUUAAAGUAGUGUCAAUAAAUUUAUAUCAGCUGUUAUCCAACUGAACUAUUAUAUUUGUAUCAUUAUCGCCAUUAUUGUUUGAGGAUAUAGUGAAUGCUUGUAAAAUAAACUUAUACAGAACUUAAGAAACUUAAUGUUUAAGUGACAUGUUAUUCUGUUGUUAGCAUUUACUUUCUAUGAUUUACCAAACUGAAGCCAAUGUUUCAAAACUCUUUUGACCACAGAAGCUUUUAGCCUUACAAAUAAAUAGAUAAAUAAUAAAAAUACAAUUUCAUUCCAGACAAA